Messenger RNA from Salpingoeca rosetta, 1474 nucleotides. RefSeq lists its product as uncharacterized. The record is from RefSeq and is a predicted model, not a curated record. The transcript is spliced from 11 exons. Bases 38 to 1246 code for a protein of 402 amino acids. Lineage: Eukaryota; Choanoflagellata; Craspedida; Salpingoecidae.
CGCCAAAACAGCAUCCACCAUCGACUGCUCUGCACUGAUGUCGAGGGCCAACUCUGCCGGCACACGCCGGGUCGUGAGCUCGCGUGGCAGCAGCGCCACCGCCCGCAGCCAGCCAAACAUGAUGACCGUUCUCUCAGGAGGCAACGAAGGUGGCAUGCCACAGGUAUCGCAUGCACCACCUCGCCCAUCGUCUUCACGACCGAGCACCACAGGAACCGGCCGCAGCAGAACCACGAGGCAGUCCGUGCCGGAGGGUGGCCUGACGCAGUUGUCGGGACCGCCCAUGGCUGAACGACAGCCUGAGGCGCAAUCCGCCGAAGAUCGAGCUCUGGCUCGUGCCAUGGACAAAAUACAGCGCCUUGAUGUGAAGCUGCACGAAAUUCUUGCGCGUGAAAGAGAUGUGAAGCGACGCGGCAGAACGGAUGGUGAUGACAACGAUGGCGAAGCGUCUGAGGACGAUGGUAGCGACGGUGACGAUGGCGGUGUUGGGUUUUUCACAACACAGCCACCAGAGAGCGUUGGGGGCAGCGGAAGUGAGAAUGAGGAUCAUGACGGCAAUGAUACCGGCGAUGCUCCCAAGCAAAAAGGGAAACGGAAAGGAAAGCGUGGCGGUGCGGAAGGCAAGGGAGCAUCGGGCGACAAAUUGAAACAAAAGCAGCAAGACAAGAUCCAACGCAACAUCAAGCUGGCGGCGGACGGCAAAGCCGGUGUGCUGGCCAUGACGCCCGAGGAGAAGGAGCGACUUAACGAAUUGCUGGCAGACAUUGAUUCCAUUGACGAGUCUGUUUCAGAACUGGAAGAAACAUCCGUGCGCCAGGCGCCCAACCCAUACCGGUUGGACGAAGCCGUGCAGCAGCUCGCAGACAUUGACAGACGACUGGAAGUGAUGACACGCGGCCGCCAGAGUAUUGCAUCCUCCGUGCGGACAUCGAAUGUUCCAUCUGAGCUUGGGUCUCUCUUUGCCGGACAUUCCAAAGUCAAGGAGGCCUUGCGAAAUGAAGACGACGAGGCGCGUGCAAGUUUAGCGGCGAUUGACAGCGAAAUCGAACGGCUUCGACAUCUCCCAGCAGAGGGCGAGGCAGUGGAUGAGCGCAUGCUGGAGAUGCUGAUGAUGGAAGCGCAGGCGGAGCAGGCGUACUAUGAUCAAGUGGACGCACACGCGCAGCAGCUGGACAACUACAGCAACGCUGGCCCAACUGCCGACAACCACGAUGAUGAGGAUGAUGGCAACGCGCCAGCACAAUAACGUUGUGGCAUGAGCUGUAUUGUCUGUGUGUGUGUGUGUGUGUGUUGCGUUUUGUUUUGAACGUGCGGUUUGUCCAUGCGUGCACUCGCUUCACUGCACAACGGUGUACAUACUUCCUGUUCCUGUACUCGUGUAUUCGCGGGGCGCGCUUCAACCAACCUCUCCACUGUAAUUCUGACAGCAGGUCUGCCCAUUUUCAUGACAUUCCCGUGUUGUGUUGUUUCGCGC